Messenger RNA from Benincasa hispida (wax gourd), 702 nucleotides. NCBI's taxonomy places the organism in Eukaryota, Viridiplantae, Streptophyta, Magnoliopsida, Cucurbitales, Cucurbitaceae. The record is from RefSeq and is a predicted model, not a curated record.
AUGGCAAAAUUUGAAAUGAGAGAUUUGGGUCUUCUCUCUUACUACUUAGGGAUUGAAGUGGAACAACAGAAGGGUCGAAUCUUGCUCAAACAACCAACUUAUGCCAAAAGAAUCUUGUCCCAGUUCGAAAUGACUGACUGCAAUGCCACGAAGUACCCGAUGGAACCCAAGGCACAAUUUCACAAAGACAUGGAAGAAGCACCAAUUGAUGCUACGGAGUACAGAAGCAUUGUUGGUUGUCUUAGAUACUUGCUGAACACAAGACCGGAUCUCUCAUAUGCUGUUGGGAUGGCGAGUAGGUAUAUGGAAAGGCCUACAGCCAUGCAUCACAAGGUGGUCAAGCAAAUACUUAGUGAUUUAGCCGGUGAUCUCGACGGGAGGAAAAGCACAAGUGGAAUGGCGUUCUACUUAAAUGAAAGCUUGGUUUCAUGGAAUUCGCAAAAGAAAAAGACGGUGGCACUCUCAUCUUGCGAUGCCGAGUUCAUGGCAGCCACUACCGCGGCUUGCCAAGCGUUGUGGUUAAGAAGCCUUGUUAGCGAGUUAACCGGAAUGGAGCCAAGAUCGAAGGGGAAAAUUGUCAUUGAAUUUGUCAACACCGGGGAACAACGAGCCGAUGCACUGACCAAAGCAUUGACAGAAGUGAAGUUAGCUGCCAUGUCUCAACUACUUGGUGUGCGUGAUUUAGAAUCAUGUCAGGAUUAG